Galeopterus variegatus (Sunda flying lemur) is the source of this 2094-nucleotide messenger RNA. It is a transcript of the gene NLRP10, whose product is annotated as NLR family, pyrin domain containing 10. The record is from RefSeq and is a predicted model, not a curated record. The transcript has 3 exons. Gene Ontology annotation, cellular component: cytoplasm. NCBI's taxonomy places the organism in Eukaryota, Metazoa, Chordata, Mammalia, Dermoptera, Cynocephalidae. Gene Ontology annotation, biological process: positive regulation of inflammatory response.
AUGGCCCUGGCCCGUGACCCCCGGAAGACAUUGCUCUGGGCCUUGAGUGACCUUGAAGAGGACAAUUUCAAGAUAUUAAAGUUCCACUUAGGGAAUAUGGCCCUGCCUGAGGGCCAGCCCCACCUGGUCCGAGGGGAGCUGGAGGGCCUGAGUUGAGUGAACUUGGCCUCUGGACUGAUUUCAUGGUAUGGAGCCCAGGAGGCUGUGAAAAUGGUGCUCAAGGGCUUGAAGGCCAUGAACCUGUUGGAACUCGUGGGCCAGCUCAGCCACAUUUGUCUGAAUGAUUACAGGGAAAUCUACCGAGAGUAUGUGCGCUGCCUAGAGGAGACACAAGAAGGGGUACUCAACGGCAGUUACAACCGGCUGCUCCUGGUGCCCAAACCCCACUCAGGGAGCCUGGAAUCACCUGCCUGCCCCAUUCCCGAGCAGGAGCUGGACUCUGCUGUGGUGGAGGCUCUAUUUGCUUCAGGAGAAAAGCCCUACCCCACCCACUCCUUAGUGGUGCUACAGGGGUCUGCUGGCAUGGGAAAGACAACCCUCACCAGAAAAAUGGUGCUGGACUGGGCUACUGGUACCCUGUAUCCAGGCCAAUUUGAUUACAUCUUUUAUGUGAGCUGUAGAGAAGUGGUCCUGCUGCAGAAGGGCACACGGGAGCAGUUCCUCUUCUGGUGUUGCAGGGACAGUCAAGUCCCUGUCUCAGAGAUUCUGAGGCAGCCAGAGUGGCUCUUGUUCAUCUUGGAUGGCUUUGAUGAGCUGCAGAGGCCCUUUGAAGAAUAGUUGAAGAGGCAGAGGUCUAGUCCCAUGGAGGACGUGCUGUGCCUUCUAAUUAGGAGACAGAAGCUUUCCACCUGCUCCCUUCUCAUCACCACGCAGCCCCUGGCUUCAUGGCAUCUGAAGCCCUUGUUGGGCCAACCACGCCAUGUCCAUAUCCUAUGCUUCUCUGAGGAGAGGAGGAGGUAUUUCAGCUCCUAUUUCAGGGAUGAGGAGCAAGCCAGAAAUGUCUUUGGCUUUGUACAAGGAAAUGAUGUUCUUUACAAAGUGUGUCAGGUUCCAGGCAUUUGCUGGGUCAUCUGCUCCUGGCUGAAGGGGCAGAUGGAGAGAGGCAAGGCAGUCUCCAAAACAACCAGUAACAGCACUGACAUCUUCAUGGCCUAUGUCUCCACCUUCCUGCCGUCUGAUGACAGUGGGGACUGCUCUGAGCUUUCCUGGCACAGGGUCCUGAGGAGUCUGUGCUCCGUGGCAGCAGAGGGGAUCCAGUGCCAAAGCUUCCUAUUUGAAGAAGCUGACCUCAAGAAGAAGCACAAUUUAGAUGGCCCCAGCCUUGGUGCUUUCCUAUGCAGCAGCAAUUACCAAGAGGGACGUGACACCAAGAAGUUCUAUAGCUUCCGCCACAUUAGCUUCCAGGAAUUUUUUCAUGCCAUGUCCUACCUGGUGAAAGAGGACCAGAGCCAGCUGGGGAAGGAGUCCCGUAGAGAAGUGAAAAGGCUGCUGGAGGUGAAGGAGCAGGAAAAGAAUGAGGAGCUGACCCUCAGUAUGCAGUUUUUAUUGGACAUAUUGAAAAAAGAGAGUUUUUCCAACAUGGAGCUAAAGUUUUGUCUCAAAAUUCCUCCCUGGAUGAUGCAGGAUCUGCAGCAUUUUAAAGAACAAAUGGAAUCUAUAAAGCAUAACAGGACCUGGGAUUUGGAAUUCUCUCUGUAUGACCUUAGUAAAAAGAAUCUCGCAAAAUGUGUUCAGAUAAGUGAUGUAUCAUUCAAGAUGAAACACUCAAACGAAAGGCAAUCCCAUAUCGGGAAGUCAUUUUCUAUUAAGACCAGCUUAAGUAGCGGACAGAAAGAGAAGCAAAAAUGUCCUCUUGAGGGCAAAGGCGAUAUGGCAGUGAUGCAAAAGGCAGAUGGACAAAGGAACCAGACAAAGAAGUUAGGAGCAGUGGGAUGGGAAAAAGAGAAAUGAACAGUAAAGCUAAAGGAUCAGGAGGAUGGUGGGGUAGAGGGACAGGAGGAUUUGGGAAAGACAGAGAGUAAAAAUGGAUGGAAGACGGGAAUGAUCAGACCAAUGAGCACUAGGAGUGAAGGACAGAAGAACAAAUAGGGAAGA